ACCGUGCAUGGCGCGCGCAGGGCGACGCGGAGCGGGCUGGUGCUGGGCGCUGGCGCUGCUCGGGCUGGCGGCGGCUCUGGGCGCGUCCCCGACGUCGAGGCGCCGCUGGCCGGUGCCCUACAAACGCUUCUCUUUCCGCCCGAAGCCAGAUCCCUACUGUCAAGCUAAGUAUACCUUCUGUCCUACUGGCUCACCUAUCCCAGUUAUGAAGGACAAUGACAUCAUCGAAGUCUUAAGACUACAAGCCCCUGUUUGGGAAUUUAAAUAUGGAGACCUCCUGGGACACUUUAAAAUUAUGCAUGAUGCCAUCGGCUUCAGGAACACGCUAACAGGCAAGAACUACACAAUAGAGUGGUAUGAGCUUUUUCAGCUUGGUAACUGUACCUUUCCUCACCUUCGACCCGAAAUGGAUGCUCCGUUCUGGUGUAACCAAGGGGCGGCCUGCUUUUUUGAAGGAAUUGAUGAUCAACACUGGAAGGAAAAUGGGACAUUAGCUCUAGUCGCGACCAUGUCCGGAAACACAUUUAACAAAAUGGCAGAGUGGGUGAAGCAGGACAAUGAAACAGGGAUUUAUUAUGAGACAUGGACGGUCCAGGCCAGCCCAGGAAAAGGGGUGGAGACAUGGUUUGAAUCCUACGACUGUUCGAAAUUUGUGUUAAGGACAUACGAGAAAUUGGCUGAAUUUGGAGCAGAAUUCAAGAAGAUAGAAACAAACUAUACAAGAGUAUUUCUUUACAGUGGAGAACCUACUUACUUGGGAAAUGAAACAUCUAUUUUUGGGCCAAAAGGAAACAAGACUCUUGCUUCAGUCAUAAAAAAAUUUUAUGACCCCUUCAAACCACGUUUGUCAACCAAAGAAUUUCUGUUGAGUCUCUUGAAAGUUUUUGAUUCAGUGAUUAUGCACAGAGAGUUCUACCUGUUUUAUAACUUUGAAUAUUGGUUCCUACCUAUGAAAUUCCCCUUUGUCAAAAUAACAUACGAGGAAAUCCCUUUACCUACCAGACAUACACUCCCUGACCUGUGACACGUUCAUUCCACUGCUCUCUCCAGC
Messenger RNA from Peromyscus eremicus (cactus mouse), 1051 nucleotides. It is a transcript of the gene Cln5, whose product is annotated as CLN5 intracellular trafficking protein. Lineage: Eukaryota; Metazoa; Chordata; Mammalia; Rodentia; Cricetidae. Gene Ontology annotation, biological process: lysosome organization. The transcript has 4 exons. Bases 8 to 1024 code for a protein of 338 amino acids. The record is from RefSeq and is a predicted model, not a curated record. Gene Ontology annotation, cellular component: lysosomal membrane; lysosome. Gene Ontology annotation, molecular function: hydrolase activity, acting on glycosyl bonds.